AUGACGGCACACAACAGUGAUGAGAGUGACAACUACUCCACGGCGGCCAGCGAGGCUGCUCCUUCGAUUUCGAGCAUCUCCGAGUCUGGCUCUGACUAUUCCACGGAAACCUUCAGGUCUUCUUCUUCUUCGUCGUCGUCGUCCGCCUCUUCGUCGUCCUACUUUUCGCCCUUUACUCUGACUACUGAUGAGUCGGGAUCCUUGACGUCCACGGCCACUGGCACUGCCACGUCCAAGAGUUCUUCGAUUCCGUCCUACAAAUACUUUGGCAGUCUGUCGUCCAUUGGCGGUUCGUUUGGAUUCUUGUCUUCGUUCGAGUCCACGGAUGAAUCCGUCCGAAUUCGAGGAGCCAAAUCCGAGUUCUUUGACCAUGACAGUAUCAGCACCAACCGGCAUUACAUUACCGACACGAGUGCCGAAGAGUUCAAGAAUGAACACUCAGAUACAGAUGAUGAUGGUACUACUAUUACUGAUGGCGUGGGAUUUGAGAUUACCAUUGCUGAUUCGUCCAGCUAUUCCCUGUCGUCAAAAGAAGGCAGCAAGAAAUAUCUCUCUUCGGUCAGUACCAACAUUUUGGAACCGAGCGACAGCGAAGAUGACAAGAGUCUUCCUUCCAUUACCAACAAUAAGAGUAUUGGAACCGUCAGUGAAGCAGAUGCUCAGACACAACUCAUGGCCAAUCUCAAACCAAACCUCGUCAGUAUGGAUGAAGAUGACGACGACAACAAGAGUCUGGCCACGGUUCAUUCCAGGGCGUCCCACAAGAGCACGCGCUCCAGUGCGUAUCCGACCGAUGAAGAGGAUGCGAUCGUGUCUCCUCCUCAAGUCAACACAUCACAAUGGAACAAUUAUGGCAGCAACUACAUGGAUGAAAUUGACAUGUCGUGUCCAUCCACCAUGAGCAGCAGCGACCACAAAUUGAAGUACAUUAGCGAGAUUGACAUUAUGGACAGUAGCAGCCAAUCUACCAACAAGAGCAAAAGCAGUGCUGGCAAGAAGGCAAAGAAAUCUGCUGACAAUAAUACGAAGCUUGCAGACUACAAACCCGAAUUUGAACGAGGGGAUCACGUCUACCAAUGGUGCAGUAUAGCGGGAGUCCCCCGGGUCUUUCAGCACCAUGGUAUCGUGAUGCAUGUGUCGAUCCACCCAGGAGACAAGGAGGGAGAAUGGAAAGAAGAGUUGACCAUUGCCGACUUUUCCAACUUUUUGCCAGAAACCGCGGAACCAGGAACGCAGCCGUCAGAAGAACAAGAACAACAAGUAGUAGCUUAUAUCGAAUCCAAGGGAACCGACGAGGAUGGUGUGGAUUUGACCAUUUUGCCCCCGUCCAAGAGAUCCAAGAGCAGCAAUGGUGAUGAAUUGCCGCCAAGGCCACCCUCGUCGUUUCGAUGGAACAACAAGGCCGAUACUUCCUUUGUGGGCAUGGGCGCAUCCACAGGAGGAAUCUUGCGGGUCUACACAACAACUCACUCUAGUACAGAGGACACAUCAUCUCUAUUGUCGUCUGCUUGGCACAAGGUAGAAUACGGUGCCCCGCGUUGGAAGACCAUGAUUUCUCGAUCGGGUAUUAGUACAACGGCGGUGGCCAGUGAUGCACCCGAAGUUGUCUUGAACCGGGUCAACUUUUUGCUCGUCCAAGCGGAACGAGAAGCCAACGAUACGUUUCGUUCGUCCAUUCUACCCAAAUAUCAUUUACUAUGGGCCAACUGCGAAUGCGUUGCGACGUGGUGCAAGACAGGGAAAUGGUCCACGUUGCAGGGUGCCGCCGGUUUGGCCGGUGCGACGUGGGGAGGAACCAUGGCCAUUGGCCGUGCCGCGGCAGCACAAGAGGCAACUGCUGCUACCGUAGGGUUGAUGGGCAUGGCAGCGCCCGCCUCGUGGGUUGUGCCGGCCAUGGCUGCGUACGGAGCCAUGGCGGUCGGUGGAAGCACAGGCACGCUGUUGGUGGCGCGGUCCAAGUGGAAGGCAACCACCGAACGAUUAAAUGAGGCAUUGCACAAGGAACGAAUGCGUGCAACCCCCUUGAAUAUGAUGUAG
Molecule: messenger RNA, 2037 nt
Organism: Seminavis robusta
Lineage: Eukaryota; Bacillariophyta; Bacillariophyceae; Naviculales; Naviculaceae
Source: the annotation of a GenBank genome assembly